UAUAAGCUUUAAUUGAAGCAAUACACAAACUAGUCGAACGAAAUGCAUCAACAAGUAGAAGUGCUUAUUGGCUCUCUACUUAUUAUUGCUGUGGGUUCAAUUCCCACAUAUUCGAAUUCAAAUAAUAUACAACCCGAUACUCCGAUCGAUGAUUUCGGAGAGAUAGAUUUUUUGGAAAUAUCAACAUUUCCUUAUGAAACCACGGAAAUAGUUGUUGAUGAAGUUGAUGCAAAUCUUCGUUAUACUUUUGGAAAACGUGUGAAAAACGAUCGCCUUGUUUCACAAAAUACUGACAAAAGUUAUUGGCCAUCACCUCAAAAUGUCACAUUGAUACUGCAAUAUCCGGGCAGUGGACAGGGUGCAAUUGUAACGUUCGUUGAAGUUAUUGUCAAUCAGAGUUCUAAUAUUGGAGCAGGACGUAUAAUUGCAGGCGGAAUUGGGAUGCGAUCUAUUGCGAGUAUAAUUGAGGGCAAUAGAACAUAUUGGUUUAACUAUUCAGCUAAUAUUUAUGGAAUUUAUUAAAUAAACACUCUUUAAAUUAAA
Molecule: messenger RNA, 543 nt
Organism: Episyrphus balteatus (marmalade hoverfly)
Lineage: Eukaryota; Metazoa; Arthropoda; Insecta; Diptera; Syrphidae
Exons: 2
Coding region: 43-522 (159 amino acids)
Source: RefSeq, a predicted model, not a curated record